Molecule: messenger RNA, 6236 nt
Organism: Sinocyclocheilus anshuiensis
Lineage: Eukaryota; Metazoa; Chordata; Actinopteri; Cypriniformes; Cyprinidae
Product: interferon-induced very large GTPase 1-like
Exons: 5
Coding region: 59-5509 (1816 amino acids)
Molecular function (GO): GTP binding
Source: RefSeq, a predicted model, not a curated record
UGAGUUGUUUCAGUAUUUUGAAUCCUUUUGACUUUCAAGCUUGGAUGGAUUCCGGUCGAUGAUCAACAGUCAUAUAAUUAUGGAUCAAAGUACAGAUGAUGAUGUCAUGGACACCUCUCCAGAAUCAUAUGGAGAUUCAGAUGAUGUCAUGGACAUUUCUUCAGUGUCACACAGAAAUCCAAAUGAUAUCAAUCUUCCAGUGACGCAUCAAUAUACAGAAGAUGUCAUGGACAGUCCUCAUGAAACAGAUCAAGAAGCAGAUGAUGUCUUGGCUCCUUCUCCAGCGACACAUCAAACCCCAGAUAACGUGAUGGACAAUCUUCCAGUGAUACAUGAUGAAGAAUAUACAGAAAACCUAAACAAAGACAAUUAUGACCCUUUUGUGACAGACUUAACCGCUAAAAUAGAAUUUCAGAUGCAAUCAACUUCAGUUCUUUUCACAUCACAUGAUCAAGACCUUGGUGUAAAGUCUCUUGGAACCUCAAAUAAAGCACAUGGAGAAUACAAGGAUAAUGUGAAACCAGUAGAUGAAGGGAGUAACCCGAAACCUGAUGGUAAUGCAAACGUAGCACAUGUGUGCUCAGGCUUUGAUGAUUCAUCUCACAACAACACAGAUGCAGAAACAGUAAGCAUCGAUGACACUAAUGCACAGACUUUGGGGAGCCUGGUCCAAACUGAUAAAGGAGACAAACAAAAGCUAGGUGCACAGCAACUCAUUGAGAGGCUUCAUCUUGAAGGCAAACUGAGAACUGUAGAUUUCCUUAAGCCAAUUGUACAAUCACAGUCCCAAGAGUUUUGUGCAGAAGAGCAGCUGGCUCCAGUUUUUCUACAGAAAUUGAUGAUGAUGGACUACAGAGCAAGAUACCUUCAGAUUAUAGAGAAUAAUGAACAACACACACAACAAAGGAACAAUGACUCAUCUGAAGAUGAUGCUGAUGCCUAUGAUAAUAUUUUUGGAGAAACUGCUAAACCCUCAGAUGAAACAAACAAAUUAGAUGCAGUCCACUUAAUGGAUGUUCAGAUGGCUGUGUUUCAUUGUGCUGAUAGUUUCCUAAAGCAGCUUAUGGUGACUAAACUCUCACAGUGUCAGUAUGCUCUGCCUCUGCUUGUACCAAAUCCAUUCACACAACAGAUUGAGUUCCCACUCUGGACAUUUCGACAAAUUAACAAGAGCUGGAAGACAAUUGAUGAUACAGGUAAAAUCUCUAGCAAAUUCCUGCCAGUCUACAAAGCAGAAACCCCAAUGGUGGCUUUCUUCAGGUUUGGUCCUGCAUCCUCAUCCAAGUCUCAGCUGAUGAACAGCCUGAUCAAUGAGAAACACAACACAUUCUUCCACAGGAACUGCCCAGGCAGCAGCAGAACCAGAGUGCUGAUGGACGGAGUGGUGGAGAUCGCCUGGUACUGUCCAUCUGGAGAGAAAACAGACAGAUUUACUCAUUGUGUUGCGUUCUGUAACCUCCAUGGUGAUGCAGGAGCCCAUGCAAAACAGCUGGGUAUCCUGACUGAAACGGCCUCUGUAAAUGUUGCUAUUUUACCACAACUUAACAAGAAUGACAAAAGCAUGACCAAGAUCCAAACCUUCUACAAGGACUCAAAGCCACUCAUCUGCCUUCUUACUGACAAUGAUUCGGCUCUGACAGAAAUGCGGAAAGGGAAAUACAAAAUUGGUUUGAAAGGCAGAAAUCAGUCAGUUGUAUUUGAAGAAAUCAGAAGAGCUAUAAAUAAUGGACUCUUGUCUACUGAAUCAUGUUCCUUCUUUAAGCUUGAAGAUGUGUCCAAAAACAACGAUGUCAGAGUGGAUGAGGUCAGUGAUGAUGACUGCAGGAAAGGAAAAGAAGCAGCACAGCAGAUGAUAAAUUUACUGAAGGAUAAAGAUCUGACUGAAAUCAAAGAAUCAUUCCUGCCAUGCCAGGGAAACCUGUGGCAUCAGUGGUGCCAGAAAAAUAAAGAACUUUAUCGACCUACAUUAGGAGAACUACAUAAGGGAAGCAACAUUGAAAAGAACAAAAGUUCCAAAAAAUCACAAAUGCAGAAAAUCCGUGAACUGCAGCAAACAUCUGACCUAAGUCAGUUUAUGAAAAUCUUUAUUCAAAAACUGAAUUCACCCCUAGGAAAUGAGGAGGCAUAUUUUCUGAAAUGGCUGGGCAUCCUGCUAGACAAUUACACUACUGAAAGUCUUUCAGCCCUUCAUCAUGAGUAUGAUGAAAAAUGGUCAACAGUCCUAAAUCUUAAAAAGAAACAUGAUAAAUCGAAGCAAAUGACAGAAGCACAAGACGAACUUGAGAAAGUAUCUGAGAAACUACAAGCUGCAACUUUUGGCUUGGAGCACAUACUGAGAGAGAUCGGUCAGAUACACGAAUCAUGUUCAUCAGUAAAGAAAAACAAAAAAGACCUGAAGUUUAACUUCUCCUCUCUUCCAAGUCUUGCAGCAGAGAUGAUGAUCUCUGGAUUUCCACUGGAGCUGAUGGAUGGUGAUGCUGCCCAUGUUCCUCUGAUCUGGGUUACUGCUGUUAUUGAUGCACUCAUCCAGAAACUGGGAGACAAGAAGGUCUAUGUGUUGUCAGUUUUAGGGAUUCAGAGCUCUGGGAAAUCCACCAUGCUGAACGCCAUGUUUGGACUGCAGUUUGCCGUCAGUGCUGGCAGAUGCACCAGAGGAGCUUUCAUGCAGCUGGUCAGAGUGUCGGAGGAGAUGAAAGCACAGCUGAAGUUUGACUACAUUCUAGUUGUUGAUACUGAGGGACUUCGUGCCCUAGAACUGGCUGGAAGGUCAACAAGAAAUCAUGACAAUGAAAUGGCCACAUUUGUGGUUGGUCUCGGAAAUAUGACAUUGAUCAACAUCUUUGGAGAAAACACAGCUGAGAUGCAGGACAUUCUUCAGAUUGUCGUUCAGGCCUUCAUGAGGAUGAAGAAGUUCAGACUGAAUCCAAGCUGCAUGUUUGUGCAUCAGAACGUUUCAGAUAUUACAGCUGGAGAGAAAAACAUGGAGGGAAGGAGACGACUGCAGGAGAAACUGGAUGAGAUGACGAAACUUGCCGCUAAAGAGGAAGAUUGUGAUACAGAGUUUUUCAGUGACAUCAUUGCAUUUGACGUUCAGAAUGAUGUGAAGUAUUUUGCACAGCUCUGGGAAGGCAGCCCACCAAUGGCACCACCAAACCCUGACUACAGCAGAAAUAUUCAGGAGCUGAAAGACACCAUUCUCUCAAAAGCUUCCAAAUCUAAUGGCAUUACACUGUCUCAGUUCAGAACGCGUAUUAAUGAUCUGUGGAGUGCACUGCUGAAUGAAAACUUUGUGUUCAGCUUCAAAAACACACUUGAGAUUGCGGUAUACAGAAAACUAGAAACUAAGUACAGCGACUGGACGUUUAGCCUCAGAAGUGCCAUGAUCGGCAUUGAAGACAAAUUCUACAACAGAAUUGCUAAUGGAAGCAUUAAGGUUCAGGAAAAUGACUUGUUGGCUGACAUGAGGAUGACAAAGGAGCAGGUAGAAAAAUCAAUCAUGUCUUACUUUGAGGAGGACAAAGACAAAGACAUUCUGUGUCAAUGGCGAGGAAGAUUUGAAACCAGAAUCAAAGAGCUUCAUGAUGACCUUGUGAAGGGAACAAAACGAAAGUUAGAUGAAGCGAUUGAACAGAAAAAAGCCAGGGAGCAGCUGGAUCAAAGAAGGACAGAGUAUGAAAACAAGCUUUUCAGUCGGAGCAAGGAGCUAGCUUUGAGCCUGAGAAAUACAGGAACAGAUGAACAUAUGCUUAAGAAGGAGUUUGACACAAUGUGGAGUAAAUGGGUCACUGAAAUGACCAAAGACAUACCUCCACUGGCAGACAUUAACUUUUGGGAAGAUGUGACACAGAUAUUAUCUGAAAUGAGCCAUGAACUGACUCUUGUAGAUGAGCGCUUAAAACAAAAAGUCUACAAACUGAUAGACCGCCGGAGUGAUUAUUGUGACUACAUGAUACUAAAGAAGCAUUUGGAGUGCUCUGAUGAAACGGCAUCUUCAGCGGAAGCUACCGAGAGCUCUAAGAAAAGCAAGUGUGGGAUGUUCGGUUGGUUUGGUCAAAAAAUUAUGUCAGGCAUAGGAUAUUUUAGAUGGACUCCAAAGCCACAAGAGAACAUGGGCCUAAAUGCUGAAUUUCAUUACUCAAUAAGGGAUCUGACUCUCAAAAUUAUUCAGGAAACUAAAAGGAUAAUGAAGAAGUCACCAGUUGGAACACGAGGCUACAAUGAGAGUUACAUUCAGGAAAUAACAGACUGUGUUAAAAAAUCAGUACAGAAACAUCAAUCCGUGAGCCAAAAAUACAUAUUGAAAAGGGAGUUUACCAUAGAUCUGAGUCUCCAUGUGUGUGAGAUUGCCAGACAGACUUUUACUGAACUCCACAAAGAAUUCAGAGAAACAAAUGACCCAAGACUUUAUCUUAAUAAGCAGAAAACUCAGUAUUGGAACAUCUUCAAGAACUACUACAAAGGAGCAACAACAACAACUAUACUGAGUGAAUUAAUUUGCAGCAAACUUGAACCAUCUAUUCUACAAGCAGUUUACAACAAAACUGCUAAUGAUUUGGCCACACAGAUGAGGUCUGACAUAAAAGCUUUACGUGAGAACAGACCCAAUCUGGAGAAACACAUUCUGAGAUCCCUUGCAGAAAAGGAGGACUUUGAGGAGUACAAAGAAUACAUUCAUAAUCCCACAGAACACUUCAAACAAUUCAUAAAGAACGAAGUGAAAAGUUACUUCACCAACCAAAAUGAAAUGAUUCUAAAUAUUUUCAAAGGAAAUCUAAAACAAAAGGAGCAGAUUGUAUGUAAUGCAAUGAAAGCCACAACAGUGAAGGUCAAGAGUCGGAAUGGAGAUGGUAGCAUGUGGUUUAGAUGCUUCACCACAGCCCUGACAGAUGAGCUGAAACUCAGAGAGAACUCAUGUGGUGAUCUUAGUGAAAUUAAAGACUUGGAUUUUCUUGAGACCUUUUUGAAUGACAGUCUAGAGGAGAGGAUGACAAACCUACAGAACAGUUUUAAAAAUAUUAAUGACAUACAAUUGGAGAAGUGCAGGAAAAGACCAGAUGAAAUUUUGAUUGAGCACUUCUGUCAGUGCUGUUGGGUUCAGUGUCCUUUCUGUAAAGCCAUCUGCACCAACACAAUGGAAGACCAUCCUGGAGAUCACUGCGUUCCUUUCCACCGUAAUAUUGGACUGAAUGGGUGGUUUUACAGAGGAACAACAAACCUGGCUAUUGAUAUCUGCACAACAGCAGUAUCGAGUGAUCGAUCCUUUUACCCAAAUUCCUCAGAUGAUAAAGUCCCCUGGAAAGAAUACAGAAGAGGAGGUCCUAAAUAUGCUAACUGGAGUAUCACGCCUGACAACUCUGAGCUGCCGUACUGGAAGUGGUUUGUGUGCAGAUUCCAGGAAGAUCUGGAAACGUACUACAGUAAGACAUUCCAGGGGUGUGGUGAGAUUCCAGAUGAAUGGAAACAAUACACAAAAAAGGAAGCUCUGGAGAGUUUGGAUAAAUACAUGUAAUGGGAAAUUAAACAAAUGGCACUCUUGUCAGCUCCCUGAUUAAAGAUUAUAUUUGUACAUCCUGUUUCACACAACACUGUUUCCGAACUGAUAUAUGCAGUACAUUGUGCUUUUAUGUGAUAGUUUUGUUAUAAACACUGCUGAGCUUUUCAUUUAGAUGCACUUUAGAUGCGUUGAUCAGUACUAUCAAAGUACAGGGAGACAAACAUGACUGUUAAAGCCAGUGGGAAAUGUUUCAUAAUUUACUCAGUCAAAAUUGUUGAUGUUCUUUUAUUUUUGUGACUUCUUUGAUUUUCUGUGACUUCUUAGAUUUUUUUGUGACUUUUUGUGACUUAUUAGAUCUUCUGAUCCAUGCUAGGAAAUUGGUGGAUGUGAUGAUGCAAUGUAAUGCUCUAGCACUGACUGAAAUACAACAGAUACAUUUGACUGUGAUGUACAAUCUAAAUUUGAUUUACUGUUUUUGUUGUUGUUUUAUAAUGUUGUAGUAUCUUAUAUCUACUCUGGAUGAAAACCAAGAGUCAACAUGUAAAAAAAAAAAAAAAAACCCCAACCACAUCGUUUUGCUUACCAGAGAUGAAAAUGCACCAUAAUUGUUAACCACUUUAAUCUUUAGAAAGCUUUUAUAGUACCUACAUAAUAGAAUAUUUUUGAUUUGUACAUGGUUAUCACAGACAUAUUGUAGUUCUAGGUUUUAUUAAACUGUGUGAUGAUUUAAAUUCUGAAUAAA